AGAGAGAGAGAGAGAAGGGGUGAAAGAAAAGGAAAGAAAAAGAAAAGAAAAGAAAAGAAAAGAAAGUGAAGCAGAGAAGAAAGAAAGAAAGAUGUGUAAGAAGGGAGUAGCGUUUUUGUUUGAGAUGCGAGCCUUCUCCGGUAGAAAGGGAACCUUCUCCGUACUUCUUCUCUUUCUCCUUUUCAUUCUCAUUCUUCUUAACAUUUAAUCUAUUUCUUCUUCAAACACCUCACCUUUUACUUCUGUACUCGUUUUCAAUCUUGGUUCUUUCUUCUUUUCUUCAAUCUCAAUGAUUUAAAGAUCGAUUAAUUACUUUGUAGGGUCAUUACCAACAUUUCAAAGAUUCACCCUUUUACUGCUCUGUUUGGAUAAUUAUAAAGAUUAUCAUAGUUUUUGAUAUUAAGAAUCAUUGUUUGCUUUGUGGGGUCUAGUUAAUAUUUUCUUAGGAUUUUGGUGUAAAUAGUGUCAUCAAAUCAAUAUUGGUUGAUUUAUGAUUUAUGAGUUAUAGUUUAUAUCUAUAACCCCUCCUUUGAUAUUAUUUGAUUCCCAGGAGGGUUUGUAAUCAUCAACCAAAAAAACAGAAAAAAAAAGUUUUUUAUUUUUAUUUUUUAUAGAUAAUUUGAUUUAACUAUCUCAUUAUUCAACCUUUUCCCCCAAAUUUUAUUGUGGGUUUUGCCUAAAGAUAGGUUUUUUUAGUGAUCAGUAAUCUGGGUUUUAAAAGAUAGUUCUUUUUUUUAUUUUUUUAUUUUGAUUUUGUGCAAGAAAUUUUCCUAUAAAGUUAGGUUGAAGAGAUUUGAGGUUAAUUUACUUUUUGAGGGAGUGGUUGAUUUGAGUUCUCAAUUGGGUUAUUGAAUCUUAUAUGGGAAUACCUGAUAGUUCAUUUUUAGAUCUAAUAGAAAAAGUUAGGUCUUGGGUUUCUUGGGGAGUUGGUGAUUUGAAUACAUUUUCUGAGAAUUUUGAUAUGCAAAAUAGUGUCUGCAAAAUGUGUUGUGAGUGUAAUAGGAAUUUUAAUGAUAUGACUCAGUGCAAAUAUAAUUGCAAAAGCUGUGGCCGGUGGUUGUGUGGGAAGUGUAUCAGAGGUUGUGAUCUGCCAAAUCCUGAAUCUGAUAGUGGAUUCAAGGAAACUAUAAGUUCUUGCAAGUUUUGUUCGGUUACGAAUAGGACGUGUGAGGGGGGUCAAAGGAAAUGUAUUGAGAAAGUGCAUCCUGCUGUUUCACCACAAGAGAGUCCUAGAGAAAGUCCUGAGCCACCUUCACCGUGCUUUAGUGUUGAAACUGAAAGAGAUGGUUACUUUGGACGACAUUUUCAUGAUCGAGAGUGUGAGUAUUAUGCUCACUCCAUGAUCAGUAGGAGUUUGAGCUCAUCUGGUGCUCAUCCUUCUUCAGUAUCCACUCUUCCAUCUACCUUAAGGAGUGAUGAAGAAGGGACGGAAGAUUUCGGGAAGCACUCUCUCAGUCCAUCUCGUACAUAUUGUGAUAACAAUUCAGAUGUAGAUUCAAGUAGCGUUAGUGCUAGACAUGACACUUACAACUUUAAUUCUGUGGGGACAAGUCCUUCAGAUAGCCCUUCUAGGAUUGAUUUUGCUUCCAGUAGGGCCGGGCUUCCUAUCCAGAAGAAGGGGCAGGAGAAAAGUUCCGUCCCUCAGAAUGAUGUUCCCUCUGGUCAACAAAGUACGGCGGUUUUAAGAAAGCCUGAACCUGGGACUGAGGAUGCAUAUAACACUACUUAUUUUUCGGAUGACUUGUCAAUUUUCCGGAACCAGAAUGAGAAUUUGCAGAGGCCGUUGGAUUUUGAAAACAAUGGCCUUAUUUGGUUUCCUCCACCACCUGAAGACGAAGAUGCUGAUGCAGAAGGCAAUUUCUUUACAUAUGACGACGAGGAUGAUGACAUUGGUGACUCAGGUGCCUUGUUCUCAUCCAAUAGCAGUCUAUCAACUAUGUUUCCUGCUAAAGAGAAGCACAAUGAGGGAAACAAGGAACCUUUAAAAUCUGUCGUACAGGGGCAUUUUAGAGCUCUUGUUUCACAACUUUUACAGGGAGAGGGAAUUCAAAUUGGUAAAGAAAAUGAUUCUGGGGACUGGCUCGACAUAGUUGCAACUGUAGCAUGGCAGGCCGCUAACUUUGUGAGACCAGACACUAGCAAAGGUGGCAGUAUGGAUCCUGGUGAUUAUGUUAAGGUCAAAUGUAUUGCAUCCGGAAGCCCGAGUGACAGCACCCUUAUCAAAGGAGUUGUUUGCACAAAAAAUAUAAAGCACAAGCGCAUGACCUCUCAAUACAAAAAACCUAGACUAUUACUCCUAGGUGGAGCGCUGGAAUAUCAGAAAGUUCCAAAUCAACUGGCUUCUUUUGAUACAUUGUUGCAGCAGGAAAAUGAUCAUCUGAAGAUGAUCAUUUCGAAAAUUGAGGCUCUUCGACCAAAUGUUUUGCUGGUUGAAAAAAGCGUUGCUUCACAAGCCCAGGAAUAUUUGCUGGCAAAGGAAAUCUCCUUGGUUUUGAAUGUUAAAAGGCCUUUGCUUGAGCGUAUAGCUCGCUGCACUGGUGCUCUUAUCACUCCAUCAGUGGAUAGUUUAUCUAAAGCACGACUAGGGCACUGUGAAUUGUUCCGGUUAGACAGGAUUGUGGAAAAUCACGAGGCUGGUAAUCAGUUCAACAAAAAGCCAUCCAAAACAUUAAUGUUCUUUGAAGGUUGCCCACGGCGUUUGGGAUGCACGGUCUUACUGAAGGGCAAAUGUCGUGAAGAACUGAAAACAAUUAAACAUGUUGUACAAUAUGCAAUUUUUGCAGCUUAUCAUUUAUCUCUUGAGACCUCGUUCCUUGCUGAUGAAGGUGCCACCCUGCCUAAAAUGAUAGUAAAACACUCGACAGACAUGCCAGAGAGUGCAACAGCUGACACUGACAUUUCUGUAAUAUCUGACACCUUUUCUUCUACCAUGUGCCAGUCAGAGGCUGAUGAUGCUUCUAAAGUGAAAGACUCUGUUGGUCAUGAUGUAAUGAUUGGAAAUCUGGGAUCAGUGUCAGAGAAUCUCAAUGAACAUAACUUUCAUUCAUAUACCGACGCCAUGGUGGAUUAUAGUGCUGACAACGUGCUCUCUGAUCCAUACUGUAAUAACCUAACAUCUAAUUUGACUUUGGAGUCAGAUUUUUUGCAUCAGUGUAAUGAAUCAGAGGGGGAGACUAUGUCUAGAGACCCUUCACGAGUAGAUUUGCAAGAAACCAUGUUUCAAGAGGAGAAUGAGUGUGAAGUUGUUGACUCAACAAAAGACAAUAUGAUUGAGGAUGAGUUUUCUGGUGAAUACUUCUCUGCCACUGAAGCCCAUCAGAGCAUAUUAGUUUACUUUUCAAGUCAUUGUGUGUCGAAAGGAACUGUAUGUGAACGCACUAGGUUGCUGCGCAUAAAGUUCUAUGGCUCCUUUGAUAAGCCACUUGGGAGGUAUCUCCAUGAUGAUCUGUUUGAUCAGACAUCUUGCUGCCAGUCUUGUAAAGAGCCUGGAGAGGCUCAUGUCCUUUGUUUUACACACCAGCAAGGGAAUCUUACAAUCAACGUUAGGCGUCUCCCCUCUGUGAAGCUACCAGGGGAAAGAGAUGGCAAGAUUUGGAUGUGGCACCGGUGUCUGAGGUGUCCAUUUGUGGACGGAGUUCCACCAGCAACUCGUAGAGUUGUUAUGUCGGAUGCUGCGUGGGGAUUGUCUUUUGGAAAGUUCCUGGAACUUAGCUUCUCAAACCAUGCAACUGCUAAUCGAGUUGCUACUUGUGGCCAUUCUUUGCAAAGAGACUGCCUCCGGUUUUACGGGUUUGGGAGCAUGGUUGUUUUCUUCCGUUAUUCCCCUAUUGACGUUCUUUCUGUCCAUCUACCCCCUUCUGUUCUAGAAUUUGGUUACAUCCAAGAAAAGUGGAUUAGAAAGGUGGCAGGAGAGCUUUUUAGUAAAGUGGAGACCUUGUAUGUGGAAAUAUCAAAUGUGCUGGAACAAUUGGAAACAAAUGUUUUGUCUCCUGGCAUUGGAAAUGAGCUGGCAGAUGCCUAUGACAUUCAUAACCACAUACUGGAUCUGAAAGACAUGCUUCUAAAAGAAAAAAUGGAUUAUCAUAGUUUACUAAAAUCAGCCAAUGAGACUGCAGAGCCAGGAAAUAUGACUUUAGACAUUCUGGAACUAAAUCGGUUGAGACGCUCACUUCUAAUUGGUUCACAUGUUUGGGAUCACCGGCUAAACUCCCUAGACUCUCUUAUUAAAAAAAGUCUUAGCUCCAAGGUUAAACAAGAAACUGAAUCAUUUGCAGAUGGUAAGGAAUUAAGAGUUGACUCACUUCAUAAGGAUCAAAGUUUUGACUCUUGGCUGGAGCAAAAUAAUUCUCAGCCUUCAAAAUUGCACGAGUCUCAUGAAAGUCAUAAGCUUGUAGAGCCGGACGACCAACCUAAGUCUCGUCGUGCUUCUGAAGCAUCUGCAUGUUCUCUUGAUGGGGAAGAACCACAUUCAGAUGCUGAAUUUGUUUCCAACAAAACGUCAUCUGAGUGUAUGCCACCAAAUGAAUCCAAUCUUUCCGAAAAAAUAGAUUUGGCAUGGACUGGAACUGAUCAACCUGUUCAGGUCAAUGCUUCGGUUAAAAGGUUGGCACAACCAAUGAGAGUUCAUUCUUUUGAUUCAGCAUUAAGAGUCCAGGAUAGAAUCAAGAAAGACCUGCCCUUGUCGUUACACAUGUCAACACUUAGAUCUUUUCAUGCUUCUGGAGACUACAGGAAUAUGGUUAGAGAUCCAAUCUCCAAUGUAUUGCAAAAUUACUUUCAAAUGUUGCCGUGGGAGUCGCAGAGGAUAAAUCUGAUUCUGAGCUCCACACCGUCAUUCAUUUCCUCCAUUUCUCACAUUGCUGAAGGUGCUCGGUUGUUGCUUCCCCAAACAUGUCACAGCAAUAGAGUUAUAGCUGUAUAUGACAAUGAUUACUCCAGCAUAAUAUCUUAUGCUCUUAGUUCUAAGGACUACGAAGAUUGUGUUUCUGGGAAGUCAGAUGUACGCGAUGGUAGCUGGAAUGCUCAUGAGAGAAAUAAAGAAGAUUUAACUAAUUCCAGCCUUUCUGCAUGGGCUACUUUAGACCUGGAUUAUAUCAAUUAUGGUAGUUAUGGGUCCGACGAAGUUCCAUCUUCAAUUAGUUCUCUUAUCAGGGACAAAAAAACAUCUUUGCACUUGCCAAUCUCUUUCGGGGACGAUUCUUUGGGGGCUGGAGGUAAAGUGAAUUUUUCUGUCACUUGCUAUUUUGCAAAGCAGUUUGAUUCACUUAGGAAAAAGUGCUGCCCUAACGAAGUUGAUUUUGUGCGUUCCCUGAGCCGUGGCCGGAGAUGGAGUGCACAGGGAGGGAAAAGUAAUGUAUAUUUUGCCAAGUCGUUAGAUGAAAGAUUUAUUAUCAAACAAGUAACGAAGACGGAAUUGGAAUCCUUCGAAGAAUUCGCACCUCAGUAUUUCAAAUACAUGAUGGAUGCGACGAACUCGGGAGGCCCAACCUGCCUUGCCAAAAUACUUGGUAUUUAUCAGGUCACUGUCAAAUACCCAAAAGGUGGUAAGGAAACAAAGAUAGAUUUGAUGGUAAUGGAGAAUCUGUUUUACAAGAGAAACAUAUCUAGGGUAUAUGAUCUUAAGGGAUCAGAAAGAUCUAGGUACAAUGCAGAUACAACUGGGACAAACAAAGUGAUGUUAGACAUGAAUCUGUUAGAAACGUUGAGAACAAAACCCAUAUUUCUUGGAAGUAGGGCUAAGCGAAAACUUGAGAGAGCUGUUUGGAACGAUACAUCCUUUUUGGCGUCAGUUGAUGUUAUGGAUUACUCAUUGCUGGUUGGGGUGGAUGAUGAGAAGAAGGAGCUGGUAUUGGGGAUAAUUGAUUACAUGAGACAAUACACAUGGGACAAGCAUUUAGAGACAUGGGUUAAAGCUUCUGGGUUUCUUGGGGGUCCUAAAAAUGCUGCCCCUACAAUUGUCUCUCCUAAACAAUACAAGAAAAGAUUCAGGAAGGCAAUGACUACCUACUUUCUCACCUUACCUGAUCAAUGGUCAUCUUGAAAAUUUUAUUCUUUUCUUAGAUCUCUAUGUAUCCAUAGUGAAAACUCCUUUGGAUACAUCAAGAAAGUGUAUUUUAUUUUUCAUUUUUUAUUAAAAAUACUUUAUAUGAAUACAGAGUAAAAUAUUAUAAUAAUUAGCAACAUAGUGUGGCACAAGUGGUAUAGUAAUUCAAUUAAUAAAUA
Molecule: messenger RNA, 6222 nt
Organism: Medicago truncatula (barrel medic)
Lineage: Eukaryota; Viridiplantae; Streptophyta; Magnoliopsida; Fabales; Fabaceae
Product: putative 1-phosphatidylinositol-3-phosphate 5-kinase FAB1C
Exons: 11
Coding region: 860-6040 (1726 amino acids)
Biological process (GO): phosphatidylinositol phosphate biosynthetic process
Cellular component (GO): endosome membrane
Molecular function (GO): 1-phosphatidylinositol-3-phosphate 5-kinase activity; ATP binding
Source: RefSeq, a predicted model, not a curated record